AUGAUCGAAACGUCUCCGGAUGGAUAAACUCACUCAGUUAUCUCACCGUCUCCCGCACCGACAACUUGGACUGUUUACUCGCCGGAACCACCUGUACGUGUAGAUUUUAUAGACUAGCUUCUCCUUCUCGCUUGAGUUCAGGAAAGUCGGUUUAACUCACUUUUGAACGUUGACCGUCGAGCUAACGACGGUUGAGCUAACCGGAGUCGGUUAAGUCGCCAAAGUAAACAGCAGCACGCGUUGGUUAUCCAGCCGGUGUAGCUGCGGGCAGCACGGCUGAUACCGGAGGGGAGACGACGAUGUCUCGGAGGCGGUUGGACAGUCGCAGCGGGCUCUCCGCCGGGCUGCUCGCUGAAAUUCAGACCCCGAUCAGCACGGAGGCGAUGGAAAAUGUGUAUGAAAUCACCGGAGAGCUGGGGAGGGGGAAGUUUGCCGUGGUGAAGCGCUGCGUGGAGAAGGCCACAGGCAAAGUGUUUGCUGCCAAGUUCCUGCGCAAGAGGAGGCGAGGUCGCGACUGCCGGGCGGAAGUCAUUCAUGAGAUGGCCGUCCUGGAGACGGCCUGUAACAACGCCCGAGUGGUCAACCUGCACGCUGCCUACGAGACAGAUCACGACAUCGUCUUAGUGCUGGAAUAUGCUGCAGGUGGAGAGAUAUUUGACCACUGUGUGUCUGAUGAACUGCUGCCGGAGGCCCAGAUCACCCGUCUGAUCAGGCAAACACUGGAGGGAGUCCACUACCUCCACCAGAGCAACCUGGUGCACCUAGACCUGAAGCCGCAGAAUAUUCUCCUGACCAGUCUGUCUCCUCCGGGGGACAUAAAGAUCGUAGACUUCGGGCUGGCACGCAGGCUGGGUGCGGUUGGAGAGCUCAGAGAGAUUCUUGGCACACCUGAAUAUGUGGCUCCAGAGAUCCUCAGUUACGAGCCAAUCACAACAGCGACUGACCUGUGGAGCGUGGGCGUCAUAGCCUACAUGCUGGUGACGGGCGAGUCUCCGUUCAUCGGGGACGACAAGCAGGAGACGUACCUGAACGUGUCCCAGGUCAACGUGGACUACAGCAGGGAGUCCUUCUCCAGGGUGUCUGAGCUGGCUGUUGACUUCAUCCGCAAGCUGCUGGUCAAAGCGCCCGAGGAUCGGCCCAGCGCUGCCGAGUGUAUGAGCCACCCCUGGCUGUGGCAGCAGCAGUUCUGUGUGAGCCCCGAGCCCGCCGCCACCCGCACCGUCCGCGAGAGGAGCUGCGGCACCAAGUGGGCGGCUCCACCCGAAGACCCCGAAGACAAGGAGAACUUCCUGGAGUCUCCUCACUCUCACGCAAAAAGGUUUCGCUUCGACGACGAGACGCUCGCCGCAGGAGACGGUGACAUUUGAAAACAUGAAACAGGAAAGAGGAGGAAGUGACGUGUCACGCAGGGGGAUGCCCACUUCUUCCUCUUGAGCUUUUAAAAAAAAAACAACCAGCUGUUCACUGCCCUCUACCCCAAGAGUACUUAUUUAUAUUCCAUUUAAUUUGUCAAUUACAAGAUCGACCACUCAAACCAAAGAUAACCAGCUACAUUUUGUAAUCUGUCACUGAUUCGUUACUGUUAAAAAUGUUAAAAAUUGUGUGGAAAAUUGUACAGUAUGUCUCAAUCAUGUUUAACCUAAAGUAUUUAAUAUUUCAUGGUUAUAAUCUCUGGUAUUUUCAAAGGGCUGCAAAUACUGUAGUUAUUCCUGUGCUGAUGAAGGCUAGUUUGGAGUAUUUCAAGGGAAAUCUAUGCAAUACUUGUGCAUUUUCACUAUCUCUUCACAAGAAACCUUAGAAGUUAAUGACGCUCUGCCUUAAAAGUCGGAAGUUAAGUUUUAGUCAGCAGUGCUGGUUAUUAUUGGUCACACUUGUGCUUCAGCAGAAUUUUCUGAUAACUAGAUAAGCUAACUGCAAUGAGGAAGUAUGACAACAUCCUUAUUUGCAUGUUCAGGAGAAUUAGAGACGGCAGCAUUAAGGAGAAGCAGGCUUUUGUCUUUUGUGCCGCUGCGUUUUUUUUUGUUUUUUUUUUGAGUUAAAAGUCGGUAAAAAAAAGAAGCUGCUGUCCGUCUCAUGGGUUACCUGCAACGUUGCUGUUCAUUAUACUUCACAUCCAAGCUGCACUUCCACUUUAAAACAACCAGCAGAAACGGCACACAAGCAUGUUACUGUACAUUCCUUCUGUAUUUGCCUUUUAUUCAAAUCUGCAAUAUCUUGAGGGUUUAAAUUUAGCUCAGGGUUUUUAGAUAAAGCUCAUUUUAAUAGCGUAUUCCUCUUCACAAGAACCGCACGUCUAGCGUUUAUCAGCUGAGAUUAAAAUGUUUCUAUUUUUCUAGAAAGGAAAGCUGACGAGGAAGACUUAAAAAUAAAAUGUAACAACAUCUACUCGCAGGUUUUUGAGAGUUCAGGGCAUUCCUGUUUUUAGUAAGCCAGAAACUUGAAACAGUAACGGCUCGAAAAAACAGUGACUCAUGCAGUUGUGCACAUGCCACACCCGCACUUACUCAAAUGAUUUCCUCACCGAAGCUGCAAGUUCCUCCUUGUCAGCUGGCAGAAGUAAAAAAAAAAACACGACUUUAGCACUUAACUUCACGAGUAUCGAACCGAUAAGCAAAAAACUGGAGUUAUUUAUGAAAGUUUAUACGUUUUUUUUGUGUGUGUGUGUGUGUGUGUCCUUGAGCGGUUCACCGGAGCUCAUCGUUUGUUUUUUCAGUCCCUCACCAAAGCCAUCCAGUCUGCUCUCUCACUCUCUGCAUUACAAUAUACUCUCGUCCUCUCUCUAGUCUGGGUGCCUGAAGUGAUAUAUUCCUGUUGUUUUCAUCUCAGGGCAUGCUGCUCGCUCUCUCUGCUCACUGUGUUUUGUAUUCUUAAUCUUAUUCUUAUAGGCAUAUUAUUAUUAUUAUUUAUGUGCUGGACUUAUACUUUAUAUUUUUUAUGUAAAUAAUGAGCUCACGUGUCUUAUAAUAAAGUUUUGAGAUUAUGGUUGGAGAGAGACGGGUGACACAGGAUGACUUUUGUUUAAAGCAAAAAGAUGCUGGCGAGGUUUCAGUGUGACGGAUGAUUAUUGGAAGAUGAAAGUAAGGGUUUGUUUUAAGGUGGAACUAGGAAGUGAGACUACACAUGGAAAAGGAGAGAUGAGUCAGAUGGUCAGGAAGGAGAUGAUUCAAUACUUUUAUGGAUUUGGAAAUGUGAUGAAAGAAGCAUUUAAAGGAAUAGCGGAUAACAGUGGAGCUGUUUAAGUUGGGAUGUUGAGUUGAAGAUAAGUGGACAUGAAAGGCUUAUUCUGGGUGAUGAGAAAGUGAGAAAGAGAUGAUUUCACUGUAAAGGUUUAGAAGUAGCUGGAUGUUUGUUUGAAGAAGGCCCAAAGCGUGACAGAACCUCUGAGCAAUGUGAAAUAUGAGGUGCUGUUGACUCACAGGAUUUGCCAUCUUUUUGUUCAGGUGAGACCUGAAUAAUAAAAAAAAAACAAACACCUCACGUCUCCUGAAACGCAGCUCCGGAAACCCCGAUCGCUCUUUAACCUCCAGUGAAACAUUCCUCUGUUUGUUCCCGAGGUGCCAAACCGAAUAAGACCACAUUGUGUUUGUUUGUUUGUUGUCCUCACAGCUGGUACAAUGGCCUUUGUGUAGGAGAUGGGCGUCUGCAGCCACGACCGUGUUCUCAUCUGUAUGCUGUCAUCCUUUUAAAAAACAAAAAAAACAACAAAAAAAAAACAACUGGAACACCACACUGUAAAAGAUUUUCAUCUCAAGUAAUUUAAUCUCACUGAGCUAGCAGAUUCCACUUCAGCUUUUUCUCCAAACAGCUGACGAGUAUGUCUCGUUAUGAUAGCGUCAGGUGAUUAUAGGAACCGACUGUAUAAGGACAUAAGCUUGAAUCUUUAUUUCAUCUCAAGAGUCUUUUUUCUACUUUGCUUUUUUUUUUUUUUUUUUUUCCUAAUACCUCAUACAAACAGGUGGCUGUCUUGAAAUCAAUACGGCUGAAACGAUGUAACUUCACAGAGGAAGUUUCACAAGUUUUAAAUUUCUCAAGCUCAGCCGACGCUGCCCUCCCUGUUGUUGCAGCAAACAAGGUUUCAAGACUUGACAAAUAGAUCCGGAAGAGAGAGAGACUUGUUUUUGCAGUGCGGUGACGUCACGCGAGCCCAGCAGGGAUCUCACUUUGCAGGAUGACGAAACGUUCGAACCCGUCAGACAAAGUGGCUCGUGUGUGUGUGUGUGUGUGCUGGCGUUUGUCUCCGUGUCACUUGAAACGUGACUUAAUGCUGUGGUGUUGAUAUUGUUAUGCAGCUAUUGUACUGUGUUAUUUUCAGUUACUGUGUGUGUGUGUGUGUGUGUGUGAGAGAGAGAGUGCUCAUUGUGUGAGCAGGGAGGCGCUCAGCUGGCAGUCGAGCUGUUAUCCUCACAAACUGGUGCUCCAGUUAACGUCAGGCCGACUGAUGUCAGCCAACAUUCCUGUUUGUUUCUCCUCGAACGCAGCGAGACUGAAGGAAACUGUAUGUUAAAGAGUCAAACCAGCCACAAGCACAAGCAAACACAUGUUUCAGAGAUGUAUGUUUAUUUUGCAUUUUAUAUAUAUUUUUUAAUGUAUGAGCGUUCUGAUUGCAUUUGAAAUGACUAAGAAAAAAAAAAAAACCAUAAUCCGUGUUGUAUUCUGAUCAGCUGCAGGCUAAUAUUUAGGCAUCAAACAGCAAAGUGAAAAAGCUCAUUAAAGAUCGUAGAAAAUAUG
Molecule: messenger RNA, 4728 nt
Organism: Thunnus maccoyii (southern bluefin tuna)
Lineage: Eukaryota; Metazoa; Chordata; Actinopteri; Scombriformes; Scombridae
Gene: stk17b
Product: serine/threonine kinase 17b (apoptosis-inducing)
Exons: 8
Coding region: 300-1367 (355 amino acids)
Biological process (GO): intracellular signal transduction; positive regulation of apoptotic process; protein phosphorylation
Cellular component (GO): nucleus
Molecular function (GO): protein serine/threonine kinase activity; ATP binding
Source: RefSeq, a predicted model, not a curated record